GGGAUUCUGUGUAUAUAUAGUUUUCAACUUUAAUCAAGCAUUCACAUCCAACAAGAUGAAAGUUCUAGUAGCACUCCUGUUGUUCGCAGCAGUGGCGGUUGCCAGACCGGGUGAUAUGUACACGACCAAAUACGACAACAUUGACAUUGAUGAAAUCCUCAACAACGACAGGCUUUACAAGAAGUACAUCGACUGUGUCAUGGAUAGAGGAGAUUGUACUCCUGACGGCAAAGAGUUGAGAAAGAACAUGCCCGAAGCCAUUCUUACAGACUGCAUGAAAUGCUCCGAACAUCAGAAGAUUGGUACAGAUAAAACCCUCAAGUUCAUGCUGAAGAAUAAGAAGGCCGACUUCGACGAAGUGGAGAAGAAAUAUGACCCAACAGGCUCAUACAGGAAACGACACAAGAUCUAAGCCUAUUAGGAAUACUCAUUCCUAGUUUAAUAAAUUUGUAUUAUAAAUACAAUGAAAAAUUAUAUAUUAUAUAAAAAUAUAAUAAUAUAGAGAUUUACUUUCUUAUAAC
Messenger RNA from Nezara viridula (southern green stink bug), 521 nucleotides. The record is from the annotation of a GenBank genome assembly. NCBI's taxonomy places the organism in Eukaryota, Metazoa, Arthropoda, Insecta, Hemiptera, Pentatomidae.